AUGUAAUAUGAUCAAGAUAUUGGGCCUUGGUAUAAUGAUGAAAUUAGACCAAGAUCACGUUGUAAUAAUUAACAUACAACCUCAUUAAAUAAAAAUAUAAGUGAUAUUAAAGAUGUUCAUCAUCUUACUCAUUAAAUCAACUCUGAAAGGAGAAAUGAAUUACCAAGACUUAAAUUAAAUAAUAUUACACCUAGAGUAUUAACAAAAAGAUUAUAAAACAAUGAAUCAGUGAGAAAAAGAGAAGACUGGUCAGAAUAACAUGCUUUUCCUUAAUUUAUAUAGAGGAAAGCUUUAUUAUAGUUAAAAAGACCAAAACAUAGACAUACAGAGAUUUAGGUGGUUUAAGAAAUUGAGAAAAUAAUUAGGAGGAAUCUAUUUUACAUUCCAACUCAUAAAUAUUCAAUUUUAGAUUGA
Paramecium pentaurelia is the source of this 414-nucleotide messenger RNA. The record is from the annotation of a GenBank genome assembly. NCBI's taxonomy places the organism in Eukaryota, Ciliophora, Oligohymenophorea, Peniculida, Parameciidae.